AAAAAAAAAAAGAAUACAUAAGUGGAGAGAAGAUCCGUCGAAAUUACGCCGAGACCUGUUUUGUGGUUCGUUUCGGUUAUGGUAGGUUGCUGGGGAAUGUCUGUUUUUCAACGAAAGCAGAGAAAUCCAACUAACCGAGUGAAGCCGUUGAUCGCGUGAGCGGUACGUGCCAUCAGCACUGACACGAGAACAAGGAAGAUAAAAAGUCGUAGCUCAGCUUCGGUUUUGUUAUUUCUAUACAUUUUUUGAUACUCUACGUCACUAAUCAAGCGACGUUUUUUUUUUCUUUCUUUUUCGCGUUUGCUUCGGGUGCUGAUAUUACGUACUUUUGCAUGCAUUUCAGUUAUUCACACGUGCGCCGAGUUGCAACUAAUACGAGGUGUCCCUCACCAAAAAAGAACAUGGCCUCCCGAUACCGUACCACUUUUAUGGUUUCUCGCGUGCAUUCUCAAUAUAGGCAAAUUGUCACCAUUUUCGCGCGGUGUGCUUUCACGACCACGAAAACGAAACAAUUUACAAAAAUAUAUAUGUGCCACUGCGGCCAAAUGCUGUGUCGAGGGAAUAUGACAUGACAGCAUAUAGUAUUCGACGUUGCAACGUCGCGAUACGGGCGCGGUCAUUCACUUGCACGAUAUUAGUUCUUGCGCAUUUUUUCCCCGGUGAAUUAAGCGCCUCAUUUCCAGGUUUGUUACUUCCGCACCGAGACGCGAUUGCUUAUCAAGCUCUCGAAGUUAACGUGCAAUCCAUAUAUCGUAAUGACUUUUGUGCAAUAGUAUAUUCAACGAUUUGCCUAUCAAUAAUCAGCAUCGUCAAUUUGUUUUCAAUGCACUGAUACACUAUAAGAAUCAUUUCAACAGUUUUAUUUCUUUUUCUUAUGUAUCGUUUUUUUUUCACCCACAGAAACCCAAAAGGCCAUAGGCCUGCGUGACACAUGCAGCACAGUCACAGAGUAAGAUGGAGGAGGGUCUCCAUAAGGGACCGUCGUAAAUUGAUUGAACGCGGUAACUGCAAGUAGUAAGUAUAUUGAAAGUCGUGUUUCUUGUUAACCAUAUUUGUUAACCUUGAGUGGGCACGGGAGAGCAGCGACGAUGUUGUUGCUUAAUAUCCCCUUCUGCUUUCAUAUGCAGUUCUUCGCCUUAUUCUUCGGAUGGCUAUCCGCGCAUGCGCUUGCGGUUGGACCAACUGCUCCUGCAUCGACGCCGUUGCCGUUAUCAUCACCGCUCUUGAUACGUUCGGCGACAGCGAGCGAUUAUGUCCAGUGCGAGCUUUGCCCUGGUGCAACCUUCUCAUCAUGGUCAAGCACAGCAUCAGCACUGCCACCGACAGCAUCUUGCCGCCGGGAUUUAAAGGACUUGCAUCGGCUUUCCGCUUUCAGUGAACACGGGAGAGCAGCGACGAUGUUGUUGCUCAAAAUCCCCUUCUGCUUUCAUAUGCAGACCAACCGAUCGUUACCCCGUCCCCAAAGUUGUGUGUCUGCCACGUCAAGCUAAAUUAUUAAAAUGAAAUCAGUCACGUUUGUGCGAAGGCAGCAGCUAGAAAAAACAACAGCAUCCGCAGCAGCGAGAACGGCAGCAACAACAGCAACCACGACGACAACGACGACAACGACGACAGUUAGGCACGUGCUACAAGACUAAAAAGAAGAAGAAAAACAAUAUGGUGAACAAGCCGCAAGGUCUUCCCAAAGGAGGCCUCACGAAAGACGGCACCGUCUCGAAAAAGGGAGCCCUUUCGCCACAACUGCUGAGGCCCCAACCAACUCGCCGUGGCGAAGCUCUCGCACCACCAGUUGAACCCCGAGACGGGGUCGGCGCCGCCGACCACCCACCACCGAAGCCAAGCAGUCGCCGCAUCUCGAACAGACCCGGCCGCGAAUCGCCGCAACAGGCUGCUUCGCCUGCGAGCAAGCCGUACUCACAGGCGCCCGCGCACUGUUCGCUGAAGACGACGGGAGGAAUGGGCUCGCCGAAGACCGGAGGACCUCAGGCGGCGAAACUCGGCGCUUCGCCCGAAGACACCGGCUUCGCUCGGACGCUGUCCGCGUCACCCAGGCCUCGCGCCUCGUCCAAACCGGGUGCAUCACCGACGCUCGUCGGCUCUCCAGCGGCCAUCGUUUCACCGCAGCUGAGUGGCUCUCUGUCACCAGCGAGGUCACCAUUGAUGUCAUCAACGAAGCUUGGCAAUCCCGCGAAGGCUGGGCCAUCGCCAAAAUCCAGCGCCGCUCCGGCACCUAUCGUCUCGCCACUUCCAGCGGAAGCCAGUCCCCCAUCGACUCCAGUGAGCUCGCGAUCAGUGGAGGGGAUCGACAUCCGUGGCGCCGCUCCGAGCUACAGCGCUCCCAAGUUGCAACGUCGCGAAGUCGCCGGUGGGAAAGGAGGACCUAGCGCACCGUCUGCACCCAGUUCACCUAGGGAUCCGGCGAGGCCAAUUCCGCGGGGCGACGCCAAAGCGACGUCGCCAGCCGAAGAGUUCAAAGCCAGCCGCCGGGAGACCCGUUCUCCAUCUGUGCAGCCUAGGUGGCCCACACCAACGGGAAGCGAAAUAUAUUCCCCACUCGUCAGUUACCAAGAACCCCGUCGCAGCAAGGCGAUUGGCGAUCCUGCUCGUGCGCCUGGGUUGCGGAACCGUCGCCGGCCACUGACCUUGAUUCUGUUCGUGGGCUCGUGCACCAUCGUGGUCGCCAUCCUCGUGCUGAUCAUCACCGUGCAGAUAAUGAAGCACCAGAAGGUCCGUGAGACGGUGUUCAGCGCCACGAGCAAUACGGUGUCCGAGAGCGUCGCACGACGCGUCGCUAAGCAGGAUACGACACGACACGGGCCUUCAAGCAAGAUGCGACGCGAUGAUUCACCCCUUCCCCAGCGUUUCAUGUUCGACGAGUGAGAAUCGCCUGGGAGCAACACUUUUUCUUUUUUUCUUUUUUCGCCACUCUUUGAUGGCCGCGUCUUUUGAUCGACGGCCUCGGAUCGCUUUGUUGAAACCGAUAUGCCCUUCGGUCCUGACGCGACCGAAGAAACGAAAGAUUUUUAUCCCUUGGACGUUCGAUUCAUUCAUUAUUGAUUAGUGAAUAAGUGAAAAGAAAAAGUUCGGCAGCACGUUACACUCUUGUAACACGUCAAGGUGAAAGCCAGCUGCGCACUGAAUGGGUAAUGCAUUAAGUUAUACGAUCGGAGAAGUCGAACUUCUUGCAAGAUAUAACGAGCCGCAGUGUGAAGGACACGCGGGGCGCUUUUAGGUCUACCUCCUCAACGAGACGUGCGAGCGCUUUUUGCCCUACCUAAAGGUGCAGCGUGCU
Molecule: messenger RNA, 3292 nt
Organism: Dermacentor andersoni
Lineage: Eukaryota; Metazoa; Arthropoda; Arachnida; Ixodida; Ixodidae
Source: RefSeq, a predicted model, not a curated record